Molecule: messenger RNA, 1928 nt
Organism: Oryza brachyantha (malo sina)
Lineage: Eukaryota; Viridiplantae; Streptophyta; Magnoliopsida; Poales; Poaceae
Product: WD repeat-containing protein WRAP73
Exons: 6
Coding region: 185-1594 (469 amino acids)
Biological process (GO): protein localization to mitotic spindle pole body; microtubule anchoring at mitotic spindle pole body; mitotic sister chromatid segregation
Cellular component (GO): microtubule organizing center; MWP complex; mitotic spindle
Molecular function (GO): protein binding
Source: RefSeq, a predicted model, not a curated record
CCAAACAAUUUCAAAUUCCAAACACGGGCCCUCCAAAACACUCGAGAUUCGCCUGCAUUCCCAACCCACCUCGACGCCGGCGAGGCGAGAGGCCGCCCCCGUCUCGCCUCCGCCGCCCGAUCCGGAGCCGGGCCGGGGGGAGGAGGCGCCGGGUGACAAGGGGAAAGGGGAAGAAGAAGAGGCGAUGGAGUUCACAGAGGCGUACAAGCAGACGGGCCCCUGCUGCUUCUCCCCCGACGCCCGCUACCUCGCCGUCGCCGUCGACUACCGCCUCGUCGUCCGCGACAUCGUCUCCCUCAAGGUGGUACAAUUAUUUUCAUGUGUGGACAAGAUUAGCUUUCUGGACUGGGCACCGGACUCAGAGUAUAUUCUAUGUGGACUCUACAAGCGCCCCAUGGUGCAGGCUUGGUCACUGAGUCAGCCUGACUGGACCUGCAAGAUUGACGAGGGCCCUGCUGGGAUUGCAUAUGCUCGCUGGAGUCCUGACAGUCGUCAUAUACUGACGACAUCAGAGUUUCAGCUUCGUCUGACGGUCUGGUCUCUUGUAAAUACAGCAUGUGUACAUGUGCAGUGGCCAAAGCAUGCCUCCAGAGGUGUUUCUUUUACUAAGGAUGGGAAGUUUGCUGCAAUCUGCACCAGGCGUGACUGCAAGGAUUAUGUAAAUUUGCUCUCAUGCCAUUCCUGGGAGAUAAUGAGUGUCUUUGCUGUUGACACGGUAGACUUGGCAGGUGUUGAGUGGUCACCAGAUGAUAGUGCCAUUGUGGUCUGGGAUUCACUUCUGGAGUACAAGAUUCUGAUAUAUUCACCGGACGGGAGGUGCCUGUUCAAGUACUUAGCAUAUGAAAGUGGGUUGGGUGUGAAAACUGUUGCUUGGUCACCAUGUGGGCAGUUCUUAGCAGUUGGCAGCUAUGAUCAAGCAGUGCGUACUUUGAACCACCUGACAUGGAAAACUUUUGCUGAGUUCACACAUGCGCCAUCUAUUCGAAAUCCUACCAAUGCUGCUAUAUUUAAGGAAGUGGAUGAUCCAUGGCAACUUGACAUGUCAGAGUUAUGCUUAAGUGAAGGAUUCUCUCGUAACAUGCAAGGCAAUGGUGCUGAAAAUGGGACCGAGGGAGGUUCUAGAGUUAAGUAUGCUGUUAUGGAUGCUCCAAUCACUUUGCCUUCACAGAAACCAGCUACUGACAAGCCCAACCCCAAGCAAGGAAUUGGUAUGCUGUCAUGGAGCAGCAACAGUCACUAUUUCUUCACUAGGAAUGACAACAUGCCAAAUGCUCUUUGGAUAUGGGAUAUCUGCCGGCUUGAGCUUGCGGCUGUUCUUCUACAGAAAGAUCCGAUCCGUGCUGCUGCUUGGGACCCUAACUGCCCACGCCUUGUUUUCUGCACGGAGAGUCCACACCUAUACAUGUGGACUCCAUCUGGUGCAUGCUGUGUCAACAUUCCGUUGCCAAACUUCCGGGUUGUGGACUUGAAAUGGAACUCGGAUGGAAGUUGUCUUCUCCUGAAAGACCGUGAUUCGUUCUGCUGUGCUGCAAUUGUAUCCCCUUUGCCAGAGGAAGAGGCUGAUCAAUCAGAUGAUAGCUCUGACGAUGAAUGAUCUUGUUUGUCUUGCUAUAGCAAUGGGAUCUGUGGCGGUUUUAUCACCGGAGCUAUGCUGUAUCAUACCAAUAGAUGCAUUCGGGUAACGGCUUAUUCUAGUCUGCUAUUCGGGUUAACACCUUGUUCUAAUCUGCUAGGAGGGAAGACGAAUGUUUCUUUCCGCAUUAAACAUAUAGAGAUGCUGUCAUUGUAGGCACUAUCUUACAUUCUCAAACCAUCUUUGCUGGGAUUGCUGAAACUGCUUAGAUUUUGUAGAUGCAAUGAUCUAUACAGUAAAUGUGGAACCUUACUCCAUGAAUGUGUAACAUCCGUGUUCUGUUGUUGAGUGGCAA